CAAUAUUUUAGAUGUAUCAGGUGCUCAGUUAAUAUCAUAAAGUGUUCACGUUCUGUCUCGGCUCUAUCGUGGAAAUCCAUCACUUUGACCACAUUUAAGAUAUACCAAGAUACCAUUUUAGAACGGAAGUGCAGAUAUUCUACAUUAUGUUGUUCUGUCCAACAGGCGAGGAAUAUUUCUAGAGAUUUUCGACACACAGCAACGUUUGAAGUAAGCGAGGACAAAUUCCAGGAGUACAUGCUCAUUUUGUCAUCAGUUCUCAAAGAUCCAAAAUAUAUUAACUCACAGAGAGAAGCAAAUGACGCAUGGCAAAAGAUCGAAAGGUUGAAGAAAGAUACAUAUUCGAUUGCCUUGGCAACAGGAGACAUUAAGGAUUUAGUUCGAGAGGAAAUGCAGUUUGAAGUAACAGAAACAAUCGACGGAGCAAAGGAAAAAAGAACUGACAAAUAUCUGAUGUUGCGGAAUGCUAUGCAAAUCCUGUCCAGUACGUUUGACAGUGUAGAUAUGGCUUUGAGGAAUUUGAAAAGGACAUUUAGUCUAUUCGGGCAUACAAUGCAGCGAGAUUUUGCGGAACAACUAAUAAAGAUAUACCAAGAACAGUGUUCAACCCUACCGAUCUCUGCAUUGCUAGAGGAAGAAGAUACCCAGCUAUUAGAUUUUUUUGCCGAACCAACUAUGCUACAAAUUGACCAUCACAAAAUCAAAGGAAGCGCCGACAAGGUCGCGUCAUAUAAAGACAUCUUCUUCAAAGAUGAACGACCUUGUAGAAAUAUCUACAUUACCGGAGAUGCUGGGAUUGGAAAAACAGCUUUUUGUCAACGAAUGGUUCUGACAUGGUGCCAUGCAAAAUCAGAUGGGAAACCAGACGACAACUUCUCACAGGUAAAUAUAGAUGUGAUGAAGAUGUUUGAUAUUUUGUUCUACGUGUCACUUAGAGAAACGAAGCUAUGUCAUGUUGCAGAAAUGAUCAAGCAACAGAUGCAGGUGGCAGACAAAGCUGAUUUAAUCACACACAUACUAGAAAAGGAAAACUGUUUGAUAAUUUUUGAUGGAUUAGAUGAGUGGACACAUCCAACUUCCAAUCCGCUUUGUCCAAGAAACAGAAAGAUUCCUCAUCGUCAAAUUGCGAACGACUGUACAUACCUUACAACGUCACGGCCUUGGAAGUUAGAGGGCGAUCGAUUGAAAACAAAUGAGAUCGACCAACUGAUUGAACUGAAAGGCCUUGGUAAAGCUGCCUGUAACAAGCUGUCGGUGUCAGUAGUCAAGCAUUUGAAUAAAACAUUCAAGAAAUCUAAAGAACUGUCUGACUUUCAGACAGAAGUUGCUCGGAACAAGUUGGAAAAUGUAUGCGCUGUUCCAGUCAUAAUGAUGCAGUUGAUUUGUCUUUGGUUCGAUGGAAUGACCCUCAGCAUAUCUAGAUCUUCCAUAUAUGGCAAAACAUUAGAUAUGCUUUUCAAGAGGACGACUGAGCGGGAGAAAAAGACAUCGCUGAAGUGUCUCCCUCUCCAUUUCAGCCUGAGUAUGAUAGAAGAAAUAGAUUCGAAAGCAGAAGAGAUGAAUCGCAAACUUACAGAAUGCUUUUCCUUACCAGAAGCCGCAGAGAGUUAUGGCUCCCUUUUUCACAAACUUGGAAAUUUGGCGUUUGACACUUUGUUUAGCUCUGGUGAUGAAGAGUCGGGACUGGUAUUCGAAAGUUCUAGGGGGGAAAUAUAUGAUUUGUCUGAAUCUGAAAUGAAAUAUUUGCUAUCCGUUGGAAUUUUAUCCAAAAAUAAAGUAGUUGGAACCCUCUCAAAGCGUAAACUUAAACUCAGUUUUCUUCACAAAAGCUUGCAAGAAUAUCUAGCAGCAAUGUUCAUCGCUAUGCAAGGUCGUGAAGAUGAUAACAUUGUAACCAAAGUUUUCAGUACUUGUAAGACGCUGGACAUCUUUCUUAGAUAUGAAAAUGUGUUUGUAUUUUUGUCAGGAAUUUGCCCAGAGAUGCUGAGCAAGUUUUCAGAGAGAAUAAAAGGGUUUUUAUCAUCUGACAGACAGAUAUGUCAGUAUAGGAGUUUUGCCGAUUACAAAUAUGGCUUUGUUGUCAUGUUGCCUCCCUUCAGCAUUCUGACAGAUCCAAAGUUUACUGAAGUCCGAAACGCUGAACAGCUUCUCAUUUCGUACCAAUCAUUUGUGUUACAAUGCCAACAGGAAUGCCAAAUAUCCACAGGUAUAAUGGUAGAUUUACCUCUUGAAGACAUCGUCAUUAAUGAGAAUAAUGAUACAUACUCUCCUCAGCUUCAUCCUCAGCUUCAAUCACUGCUGAAAUCAAACCAAGAAAUAAUCCUCAAGUCAGUCUCAACUACGCAGUAUAAUGAAACACUUUUGUCGGGAAAAUAUGGUUUGGAAAAGCUGUCGAUUAAUCUUAAAGGGUCAAACCGUAAAGUCAUAGAAACCUAUGAACAGUGCGUAUUUGCGUCUAGACAAACAUUAACUUGCUUGUCUAUGUCACACUCUCUGGGUGUUUUUGACAUCGGUACACUGAUGUUUCCCAACUUAAAGUCAAUUGACCUGUUUGAUCUUAAUCUUGAACACAAGGAAAUAACGGGGCUAUUUUCCUUCAUAUCAAACCAUACCGACCUGAUCCAGAUCAUGCUUUUUAAUAUCAAAUGUUCCGAACACGAUGAUGAAUGCACGGGUGCUAAGCUGGACUUAUCGCUUCAUAGGCAAUUAGACUUCCUGCGAUUACAGCAUGUUUAUGCAUACGGACAACACGAAACAAAACUGAACAGCUCAAACCUCGGAACAUUAAUAUUUGAGGAUAGUUUGAAGGCAACACAUGUUACACAUGCCUUACUUGGUGACAUUAGAAACGCCCCGCAUUUGUUUGAGUUAACACUGCUGGACAUAAAGUCACGAAAAAUGUGUGAUGUUCUCACAUCAGUGCUUCCAACAUUGAAACAUUUAAAGCGGUUAUCUCUCUACAAUUGUGACUUCGGUGAAAAAUGUGUACAGCUUAACUGUCAAAAGGAAAUUGAAGUCGUUUGCAUGCUCAAUUCAGACAUGACAUUAUCUGCUUUUUAUGCGUUUGUAGAUAGCAUUCCAAGCGAUACAAAACAUGGCGUGUCUGUUCAUUUGAGGAACUGCAGAAUUAACAACGAUUCGACGCCAGAAUUUAGAGUAAUGACAGCAGCAGACUAUAUUUUGUCCAAAAACAGGUUUAGAGUAGUGAAUAGCGAUCCGUCUGGACUCCAUUUCGACACGAAAAUCAGACAGGAACACAAUUAAAUAGCGGUAACAUUACAGUGACCAUUAUUCGGUCUUAACAUUCAACUUUACCUUGUAAGUCGCAUUAUUACACAAACUGUCAAUAUAACUUAAAAACCAACAAAUCAAAUGAUUUCCUUUGUCAGCAAUUGAAGGACAAAUCGUUGAAAGCCUUCAUCUACAUUUCUAUGCGAAAGAAAUAUUGCUAUGGGAUGGAUAAAAUCUAUUUAAGUAAUAAAAUUAAGUGUUAGAUUUUUAAUGUACUUUUUGAGAAGAGAAUAUUAUUGCGUGCCCACAUGUCGUCGAUAAACUUGACACAUGUCCAAGCUAUAUUCAGUUUUAAGGUAACCUAGCAAAUUAUCCGCUCUGUUGUAAGAUUUUAAAGAAAUGAGUUUGGUGUCAAGACAUAAGCUUGAUAACAAGACAGGAAGUAAUACUGCAAAUGUGAAAAUGAGACCAUAGGAAGCCAACAGAUGCAAGAAGAAUACAGCAAUGGUGAAAAAUGUUCAUCCUUGUGGAUACAGCAUCAAGCAAUGGAUUCUGAUUUUCGUUUUCAUCAGGGUUUUACUUCUUGCAAUCGACGAACAAAUUUGAGGAUUCUUUUUUUAAAAACAUUUGUAAAUGUAAAUGAAGAAACUACAAAUUGUAAGCAGUUUAUAUGGCACAAAUAAAUGUUGUGCUGCGCUUUGCGUCUGAGGGGGUUCAUAUGCUAGUUUAUACUAAUUUAUUUUAGGUCGAUUGUGAAGCAAGUUCUAAAACCUAUAUUAAUCACUCUCGACAUCUCAUUCCUGACGGAAUCCAUCGCCACGAGGGUAUGAGAAAAGAGAAGCCAGUUUCCCCUUUAAUGCUGAGCGCCUAGACAGGGAGCGACUGGAACCAUUUUCAUGUCUUUGGUAUGACGCGGCCGGGGUUCGAACCAACGACCUCCCGCUCUCGAAAUGGACGCUCUACCACAAGGCUAUCGAGGCGGUAAAGGGGGUUCAUAUGCGUCUGAUAUCAUUUGCCAGAUUGCAUCCUAUGCUUCCUAUGCUUCUAAAAGUUUUAUUGUACGUAUUUUUAAAUCAAAUUUUCUUUUUUCUUUUUCUGUUAUCUCCGUGCAAAAUGUCGGAGCUACUGCUAACUGAAAUAACUUCCCGAGACGUUAGAAGUUUGAAUUCAUUCCAAUGAAUUAUUAAUAGAAUAAUGUUUCGCGUGCUUCCACGAAAAUGGUUUGGUCAAGGUAUACAUUUUUGUACUAUAUUAUUGUUUCUAUACCUUAAAAUAAUAUUUAAUCUUAAACAAAACAUUUGAAUAAACUAAACUGCCAAAGGUUUGACGUAAUACUCAACAAACAAAAAUCUGGUUUCAGUUUAAGUCUAUUUUAAACUAAUUUGCAGUUUGGUUUUAUUUUGAAGUUGUAUGUUUUCAUAUUGUUAGAUCAUUUGUCACGUAGUGACAAGGUGAGCUUUUGUGAUCGCCCUUCGUCCGUCGUCCGUCUGUCCGUCGUCUGUCAACAAGUUCUUGUGAACACGAUAGAAACAACAUUUUGCAAUCAAUUUUAUUCAAACUUGCAAACAAUUUGUAUUGGCAUAAUAUCUCGGUUCCUUAUGAAAACUGGCUAGAUUCCAUCAUGAGUUCCAGAGUUAUGGCCCCUUAAAGGGCCAAAAUUUGCUAUUUUUGGCUUGUGAACACGAUAGAGACCAUAUUUUGCAAUCAACUUUUAUCAAACUUGCUCAUAACUUGUAUUGGCAUAAUAUCUCGAAUCCUUUCGAACACUGGCCAGAUCCCACCAUUGGUUCUAGAGUUAUGGUCCCUUAAAGGGCCAAAAUGUGCUAUUUUGGCUUUGCAGCCAAAUAGAGACUUCAUUUAUGGUUUGAUUUGAUACAAACUUGCAAAAUAUCUUCAACAACAAUAAAUCUUAGUUUCCGUGAUGACUCUGUCAGAUUCAAUCAAAGGUUCCAGAGUUACAGCCCCUUACUGACCCCUGAAAGAGCCAACAUCUAUUAAUUUUUGCUUUGUGAACACGAUAGAAGUGACAUUUUAUAAUUGAUUUUAACCACUUUUACACACAACUUAAGUCACAAUAAGAUCUCGAUUCCUUUCGAAAACCGGCUAGAUGCUAUCAUGGGUUCUAGCGUUACUGCCCCUGAAAGGAUCAAAUUUUCUAUUUUUAGCACUUUCAGCCAUAUAGAGGUUUCAUUUAUGCUUUGCUUUGAUACAAACUUACACAAAAUGAUUAUCUUGAUGACCUCUAGGGUUUGAUCUAAACUGGGUCAUGUCGGGUCAAAAAAACUAGGUCAUCAGGUCAAAUCAGAGGAAAAGCUUGUUAACAACAUAGAGGCCACAUUUAUGACCCUAUCUUCAUAAAAUUUGGUCAGAAUGUUUAUCUUGAUGAUUUCUAGGUAAAGUUCGAAACUGGGUUAUAUUGAGUAAAAACCUAGGUCAUCAGGUCAUAUCAAAGGAAAAUCCUGCUUACACUCUUCAAGCCACAUUUAUGAUUCUAUAUUCAUGAAACUUGGUCAGAAUGUUUACUUUGAUGAGUCCUAGGCCAGUUUCGAAACUGGGUCAUAUGGGGUAAAAAACUAGGUCAUCCAGUCAUAUCAAAUGAAAAGCUUGUUAACAUUCUUGUUCAUUUGAUGUGCUUGAAACUUUGUCAGAAUGUUUGUCUGCAUGAAAUAUCGGAUAAUUUUUAUAAAUUGGUCAUGUGGGGUCAAAAAAUAGGUAACCAGGUCAAAUCAAAGAAUAAGCUUGUUUACACCCUAGGGGGCACAUUUUUAAUUCUAUCUUCAUAAAAUUUGUCAGAAUGUUUGUUUUCAUGAAGUUUUGGACAAGUUCGAAUCAGGGUCGUGUAGGUAAAAAACUAGGUCACUAGGUCAGAUCAAAGAAAAUACUUGUUUACACUCAAGAGGCCACGUUUUUUGGUCCAAUCUUAGUGAAAAUUGGUCAGAAUAUUUGUCUGCAUGAAAUUACUAGGAAAAACAUGUUUACACUGUUAUGGUGUGUUACUCAGGUGAGCGACCUAGGGCCAUCUUGGCCCUCUUUUUUUAAUAUAUAUGUGUGUUUUGCUUAUGUUUAGAUGUAUGAUUUGUUUGACAGUAUUUGAAGACAUGUAAGUUUAAUACUGGUUAAAUAUACGCAUGUUUUAAAACUGUUAAAUUUCAUGUGUUGAUAGUAUUUGUGUACAAUUGUUAAACAUGUCAAAUAUUUCAUUUUUAUUGGUAUCAUUAUAUUCUAUUGUUUCGGUAUGAAUGUAAAGAAUGAAAUUGAUUGGAGGUAAAUAAAAUAAAU
Messenger RNA from Mercenaria mercenaria, 6510 nucleotides. RefSeq lists its product as uncharacterized. The transcript is spliced from 3 exons. The record is from RefSeq and is a predicted model, not a curated record. Lineage: Eukaryota; Metazoa; Mollusca; Bivalvia; Venerida; Veneridae. Bases 238 to 3264 code for a protein of 1008 amino acids.